Aspergillus oryzae RIB40 is the source of this 999-nucleotide messenger RNA. RefSeq names its product PXA domain-containing protein. The transcript is spliced from 4 exons. The coding region runs from base 1 to 999 and encodes 332 amino acids. The record is from RefSeq and is a predicted model, not a curated record. Lineage: Eukaryota; Fungi; Ascomycota; Eurotiomycetes; Eurotiales; Aspergillaceae.
AUGAAGUGGAUCGUCAGCUAUUCUUGUCCACGAAGUCAUCCAGGUGAUUGCGCAUUACUAGCCAGAGAACAGUCUCGGCUAUCUGGUCUUACCCCCUCAACUCGCGAGAUUUAUCAUAGUCUUAACCCUCAUCCGAGCCUUUCUCCAAUCCCAGACCCGACGGAUACCCACACCGUCACCCAGCAAGCCGAUAAUGAAGCCAGAUAUAGACAACUAUUGGUGAGCGGGGUGUUGGCUGUGCUCCUGCCAACAGAGGAUUUAAAGAAUGCCUGCUUGCGGACGCUAGUUUGUGAUAUCUUGGCAGAUCUAAUCAUUGGAAAUCAAGUUAGUGGGAAGAUGUGCGAGGGGUGGUUCUUGUGGGAGAGUGCCACAAAACUGAUUGACGUGGUGGGAAGUCGCCAGAGUCAUGAGAUUGAUGCAAAAACUGCAGUACCACAUAGACAGAAUCAGUUACAAAAGUUCGACCUGCUUUCUCCCCAGGAAGACUCUCAGAAACAUCAUUCGUCGUCAAGUGUCCAAUUACGGAUCCCAGAUUGGGUGUGGAAAAUCCUUCAAUUUGUCUUCCUAGCCUACGUGACCUUACGUUUCAUUGUGACGGGCAUUUUAAGCGUUGCAUCCACUCCAGUGGCCUCGUCCUCGUCCUUUACCGGGCACGUAAACGAGGCGUCCGCUCCAUGCAACCCUCCUCGGAAGCGUCCCGUUCUCAAUUAUGGACUAUACGGCAUGCUUUCGCAACUAUUAGAUAUUCCCCGGCGGAUGCCAUGGUUGGGAGGGCUGGUGGCACUCUUUCAACACUUGAUCUUGGCAGGUCCAGGUCGACUAGGUGACACGGAUAGUGUUCUUGACAGUCGUCAUACUCUUCGCCCCCUUUCUCGUCUGUCCUCUCAACUACAACCGGAAGGUUUGAAGUUGACUGGUCAUUCCCUGCCCGAAAUUGACUGGGGCUUCGGCCAUUCCGAAGGGGGAGAACGUGUCCGCUCCCCUGUCAAUCAACUCUGA